AUCAAUUAGAGAGAGACUGUGUGUAUGUAAAAUUAUCGAUGAGGGUACCGCAAUAUAUAAUGAUUCAAGUUGAUACUAUGUCGCAGUCGUAGAAGUCGAUUCGCUUUGAGAAGAAAAAAAAUAUAAAGCUUAACAUUGAUAUUUUAAUAAAUGUAGUUGAGUGUAUAAUAUUUACAUUCUAUUCAAUAUUUUGAUAAGUAUAUGUAACGUGUCGUAAUACUAGAUUCGUUUCUGAUUAUGUCUCGAUUGAUAUUUUUGCUGACCUUAAUACAUAUAUCGAUUUGUUAUCGAUUGCCUAAUGAUGUCCUUCCCGAACAUUACAAAUUGGAAAUCAUUUCGUAUUUGGGAGAAGAAGAGAACAAUUUUAAUUUCGAUGGAAAAGUUUGGAUAACUGUGACUUGUUUGAAUCCAACUCAAAAUAUAACAUUGCAUUCGAAAAAUUUGAAUAUAAAUAAGGAUACGAUCGUCGUCAAAUCGAACGACGAUUUGAAAUCGAUCGAAAUAUCGGAUGUCGUUGUUGAGAAAGAAAACGAUUUUCUAAUAUUGGUUCUGGAUAAAAAUUUAAUACCCGAACGUCGUAAAUAUGAUAUUUAUAUUGGUUUUUCUGGUAAACUCGACGACGGUUUGGCAGGUUUUUAUAGAAGCAGUUAUUAUAAUAAAAAAGAACGUCGAAAGAAAUGGUUGGGAGUAACGCAAUUCGAAGCUAUAAGCGCUCGAAUGGCUUUUCCUUGUUUCGACGAACCGGCGAUGAAAGCAACAUUCGAUAUCAGCAUAGGAAGAAGAGAAGGCUACAAAUCCAUCAGUAACAUGCCUCUAAUCAACACACAACCAUUGAAAGAAAAACCGGGUUGGUAUUGGGAUCAUUUCGAUACGUCGGUUCCCAUGUCGACUUAUCUAGUAGCUUACGUCGUAUCCGAUUUCGAAUACAAAAAAGGCGAACCGGUCGAGCACAACAACGUUACGUUUAGAAUUUGGGCGAGAAAAGACGCUUUGGAUCAGGUGGAUUUCGCUGCCGAAGUCGGUCCGAAAUGUUUAGAAUAUUACGAGAAAUUCUUCGAUAUCGAAUAUCCCCUACCGAAACAAGAUAUGAUCGCCAUACCGGAUUUUAGCGCCGGCGCUAUGGAAAAUUGGGGUCUGAUCACUUAUAGAGAAACUUAUUUAUUAUACGAUCCCAAAAUAUCUUCGAAAACUAGUCAGAACAACGUCGCCAGCGUCAUAGCUCACGAAUUGGCCCAUCAAUGGUUCGGAAAUUUGGUUACGAUGAAUUGGUGGACGGAUCUAUGGUUGAACGAAGGUUUCGCUACUUAUAUGGCGAGCUUGGCAUUAGGAGCUCUCUUUCCGCAAUGGAAUUCGUUGGAAGAAGAAGACGCCGAUAAUAUGUUGAACGUUUUCUCUUUCGAUUCAUUGAGAACGUCACAUCCGGUUUCCGUACCGAUAGGUAAUCCUAAGGAAAUAGACGAAAUAUUCGAUACGAUAUCUUAUAAAAAGGGAUCUUCUCUGAUCAGGAUGAUGACGUUAUUUUUGGGCGAAGAUAUAUUGAGAAGGGGCGUCAGUAAUUAUUUGAAAAAACAUAAAUACGGCAACGCCGAGCAGGACGAUCUGUGGCAGGCUUUGACCGAAGAAGCUCACAGACAAAAAAGUCUGCCGACGAAUUUGACGGUGAAAGUGAUUAUGGACACGUGGACAUUACAAACAGGUUAUCCGCUUAUAACGAUAACGAGAAAUUACGAAAAAAAAACCGCGGAAAUCACUCAGAAUCGACAUUUAAGAGACAUUAUAAAUACAAAAGAUCAACUAAAUUCAUGUUGGUGGGUACCUCUGACUUAUUCAACUGAAUCGAAUAAAAAAUUUAACAAAACCGUACCAGACGAUUGGCUGGCGUGUCCUAAACACGAGCAUAUAAUCGAAAAUAUAGCUAAAGGAGAAGAAUGGGUUAUAUUCAAUAAUAAAAUGUCAGGAAUAUAUAAAGUGAAUUACGACGAAAAAAAUUGGGAAAUGAUAACGAAAUAUUUACAAGGUCCCGAUUUUCGUAAAAUACCGACUUUAAAUCGGGUUCAAAUAAUAAGCGACGCCGCUGAUUUGGCAUAUAUAGGUACCAUAAAGUACGAAGUGUUUUUUAAUUUACUUAAAUAUUUGAAUCAAGAAGACGAAUAUAUGCCUUGGAAAGCGGCUAUAGAAAAAACCGAUGUUAUUACGAAACAAUUAAAAAAAUCCGCCAUUUACGGUAAAUAUAAGGAAUAUAUGAAGCGUCUAUUGACGCCUAUGUAUGAAAAAGUCGACGGUUUCGAAGUAAUGAACGAUCCCGAUAAAUUAGAUUCUAUUAAAUUGCAAGCUCUAAUUGUGAGUAGAGCUUGUUUGUUCGAAGUACCCAAAUGCGUAACUAAAGCGAAAGAAUUGUUUAAUAAAAUUAAACUAAAACAAGAAGAUUCUAUACCGAAAGAUUUGCGCGGCGCCGUUUAUUGUACAAGCCUAAAACACGGCGGGGAAUCCGAAUGGGAGUUGCUAUGGAAGAAAUAUCAAAAUUCCAACGUCGCCACCGAAAAAAAUAGUAUACUCAGUACAUUGGGUUGUACCGAGGAAAUUUGGUUAUUAUCCAGAUAUCUGGAUUGGUCUCUGAACGAUACCACCAUCAGAAAACAGGACAGUAGUUCGGUAUUCGGUACGGUGACGAGAAACAACGUCGGAUAUUUCAUAGCCAAGAAUUUCUUCUACAAUAACAUCGAUAAGAUACAUAAAUAUUUCUUGUCCAAUAAAAAAACACUCACAAGAUACUUGUCACCGUUGUCAUCCCAAAUUACCAACGUCAAAGAACAACAAGAGUUCGAGAAAUUCCUGGAAGAAAAUAAGAAACUUUUCUCGGAUGUUAGAAAGGGCGUCGAUCAAUCGUUAGAAACUGUUAAAAUUAACGUCCAAUGGUACCAGACGCACGCAGACGAAAUCGAAAAUAUUUUAAACAGAUUUAAAUAGAGGAACGUUAUACGGGGAGCGUCACAAAGAACAUUUAUUACCCUAAUCGUUUUACGAGGUACGGGAAAAAAGUUUUUUUUUGUGGUCGCGAUUCGAUUUUGGGUUACGCGUAUCAAUGUUCGAGCCCAAAAAACGAUGUCGAUGAUCUUAAUGACGCGCCUCGAAAUGCGAUAUGUACUUAAAUAUGUGUGUGUAUUUUUUUUUCUAUUUAUAUAAUUUAUUCAUGUUGCACGUAAUCUGCAUAAUAAAAUUAUUCCAUUCAAAAA
Molecule: messenger RNA, 3233 nt
Organism: Diorhabda carinulata
Lineage: Eukaryota; Metazoa; Arthropoda; Insecta; Coleoptera; Chrysomelidae
Product: aminopeptidase N-like
Exons: 13
Coding region: 238-2967 (909 amino acids)
Biological process (GO): proteolysis; peptide catabolic process
Cellular component (GO): cytoplasm
Molecular function (GO): zinc ion binding; metalloaminopeptidase activity; peptide binding
Source: RefSeq, a predicted model, not a curated record